AUGUCAGUCUCAAGUCUCACACAACAAUGCCUCGACAAGAUUCAUCAGGCAAUGAGCCAGAAAAAUGAAUCAGAUCAUCAAGAUCACCUGGAAAACAGACUUGCAGGCUUCAACCUGUGGGUGGAUAACGUCGGAGCCCUGGCCAAGUCGGGCGCAUCUCUCGACUCUAGGUUUCGAUCUCGGCCUGAUGACCUAGAUUUAGUGAAAAAUAUCUUGAAUCUUCUUUUAGAUUUCUUAGACGAGUAUAAAGAUGCCAUCCAUAACGGCCUUUCAAUUGAUGAGCCAUUGUUGGAUAUAGAUUCCGCCAUUAAAAACCUGGCGAAAAUUGGAAUCGCGAUACGCCGAACCGGCAAAGCUUCGAGAAGUCGCAGGGCCUAUCAGUCAUUCAACCCUGACGAGCAUCUCGAUUUCAAGCGGCAUCUGGAAUGUUUGAUCCUUCUUCGACCCAAUGAAACCCAGCCUCAGCUGUCUGAACUGGGAAUCUCUAGCGUUAAUGAGCUUAUUGAUGCUGCAUCAGACAAGCCAAGCGAGAAGACCGACAUAUUGAAAACCAAACUUGAACAAUUAGCUAAAUCAAGGAUGGAAGAUCUCGCUUCCUCGAAGCUGAACGAGAUCCAAAAAAGGCUGGUUGACGCCAACCUCAGACGCAGACAUAACUUUUUGUUAGCUCAAAAGAGGUCCCAGCGUGUCAAAAAAACGGCACAAACCAGUUUUACCCCAGAUAAGCAUCAGUUCGACAUUGCUCCUCUUGAAAUCGCAAAAGUCACACUCAGGGCCAAGGUGAUAGACCAAGCCAAUGUUCUUGCAUCCAUGGAACCUAAAGACGUGCCAACACAAAUUGUCCAAAACACAGCAGCGCCUACUGUGACUGGCUAUACAAUAGCAUCAACAGCUGAGGGGACUUUGCAGUUCGAUCUAGCCAAAAGUCAGCAACCCGCACCAACCGUUGCUCCCUCACAGAUCUCAUUCAUUGCUGCCAACACUGAGUUUCCGAGGCCUCCGCCGUCCUUUCAAAGUCAAUUCAUGUUUAAAUGUCCCUGUUGUUGUCAAUCUCUGCCUAGUGAGGACUUUGCAAGUCCUAGUAGAUGGAGGCAACAUCUUAUCGAAGACCUAUGUCCAUACACUUGUAUCGCACAGUCGUGCCCAACGCCGGAUAAGCUUUUCACCACUAGAAAAGCAUGGGAACUCCAUUUUGAGAAUGAUCAUUCACCUCAAUGGCAGUGUCUGUUAUGCAACGAAGAUGAUGAGCCGUUUUCAUCAGAAGAAGAUAUAACUACACACACACAGACUCAACACAAACAAGAGUUGUCAAAAUACGAGCUCUCGUUUCUUCUCUCCUCUGCUGAGGUGCGAUAUAUGGGACUCGAAGCGUGUCCGCUGUGCUCAUCACACGGACCACGAGACUCGACAGAGUUGGUUGACCACGUGGUGCAUCAUGCUUAUGAAUUUGCUCUUCGUGCUCUUCCAUGGCCCCAAUCUGUAAAAGAAAAUCUUAGCAAGCCGAUAGGAACGUUUUCUCUACCAGAGGAUGCUUCAAACUCUAAGCAGCUUGAGAAAUGGCUUGACAAUUUAGAAGGGUCUGCGAAAGAGCUCUCUAUAUCUUCGUUUGACAAAAUGGACCACUCACUGCCGGAAGAAGAUGGUAACACCCUUGAGGAAGACUAUUUUGCAAACAACGGCUACUUUGAAGACAGGGAAAUGGCAGAUUUCUCCAAACGUCAAACUGCACAAGGACGGUCUUCAAUAGUAUGGAGCGAGUCAUCGGGCCCAGAUCUCGCUAAUCAAGAUGGUGUGAACGAUCCUACACAAGCUGAAAUGGAUCUUUCUGCAGCCGUGUCACGAGGAGACGAGGAUGCCGUUCGCUCUAUGAUUGAAGAUUGCCAAACGUUUGAUAGUGGCGGCAAAAUAAGAAAAAGAGCAUUAAUGGCUGCCGUCCAGGGAGGGAACAUAGCAAUUGUCAAACAGCUCCUCAGAAGCGGCAUUGAUAUAGAUUCAUCAGAUGAAUACGGCCGAACAGCACUAUUCUUUGCUGUUGAACGAAAUGACAUACCAAUGGUGCGACAUCUUAUCGAGUCGGGUAGUGAUGUCGAUAACAAGGAUCACGGGGACUUGACACCACUCCAAAGAAUCAUUCAAGGGGGCAAUGAGAUAAAUAUCAGCGCGCUAUUUACUCCAAAAAUCUACCAAAGAUUCACAGAUGAUCAAAGCCAGACGCUACUUACGUGGGCAGAAGACAAAGGCCACCUAUUUGCGGCUCGGAUCCUAACAGAAUUGCGGGAAAAGCACGAGUCGAUGCUGAGUCUUGCACAGGAAACUUUCAACAUCGAAGAUCGCGCUGCAGCGGCACAAACUGUAAUACUAGGCAAUAACUGGUAUGCUCUUAUCGAUCCUGCGUUAGAGCCUCUGUAUUUUGACUUUAUGAAUACUUUGCCGUACAAGGACUUCGUUACUAAGCUCGCUUUCAGCUAUAACGGGAAAUAUAUUGCGACUGGAGACAGCAUGGGGAUUGUACGGAUUUUCGGCGUUGAGACAGUACAAGAAGUAUUUCAAGUGGACCUGGGGACAGCUAUCAGGGAUAUCUGUUUUAGCCCUGAUGGGCGAUCUUUAGCCACUGCAUCCCGUAACCUCAUUAAGGUGUUCGAUAUUAAUACAAAAACCGUUCAACACACUUUUAUGCACGACAGCCGUGUCUAUGCGCUUGAUACUUCAUAUGAUGGUCGUUUACUCGCAUCCGGCGAUUCCCGGGGUAUUGUUCGCAUUUGGGAUAUGGACCAGGGAGUUGAAAUUAAGAAAUUUACUACAAGGAAGACAAUAUCCAGCAUUAAGAUAUUUCCGGACAGCCAUUUUGUAGCCGCCAGCUGUGAAGAGGGCGGUGAUGUUUAUAUUUGGAAUUUGAAGACGGAUGCCUUACAGGAGAGGAUAUCUGAUGAUAGAGAUGACGUGAUGUCCACAUUUUUCUCUUCGGAUGGAAAGCAUAUGGCUACUGGGAAUCGUCGUUCCAUUAAAUUAUGGGAUCAAGACACGGGCAAAUGCCUUUUCUCCAUGGCUGGGUCGUUGGUUAAGUCAGUGUUUCUGACGCCAGGCGAUAGGUGGAUUGCGGCUGCCCAUGCCAACGGGUCGGUCCAGUUCUGGGAUUGGACAACAAAAAAGUGUCACUACCUAAUACACGAGCGAGGAAGAAUUAAAUGCAUGGCGGUCAGUCCCCUGGGCGGUUAUUUUGCAACGGGUUCUCUUUCCGGAACUAUGUGCAUAUGGUCAUACGGCCCGCGCAGGCAGACAUAG
Molecule: messenger RNA, 3282 nt
Organism: Trichoderma harzianum CBS 226.95
Lineage: Eukaryota; Fungi; Ascomycota; Sordariomycetes; Hypocreales; Hypocreaceae
Exons: 3
Coding region: 1-3282 (1093 amino acids)
Molecular function (GO): protein binding
Source: RefSeq, a predicted model, not a curated record